This is a messenger RNA of Oreochromis niloticus (Nile tilapia), 4519 nucleotides long. RefSeq names its product GTPase IMAP family member 4. The transcript is spliced from 2 exons. The coding region runs from base 2209 to 3288 and encodes 359 amino acids. NCBI's taxonomy places the organism in Eukaryota, Metazoa, Chordata, Actinopteri, Cichliformes, Cichlidae. The record is from RefSeq and is a predicted model, not a curated record. Gene Ontology annotation, molecular function: GTP binding.
AUAGGCCGCUUAUAAUUUUAGUGUGCUUUACAAAUAAUAACACUGGCAUCAGUGUUGAUAUUAGCUCAUCUAAAUCACUUCAUUACUACUGUUUUGGUAUCACGGAUUUACUGUGCAGUCUGUGGCCUGCAGUUUAGGUCUCUCUUUAAGUGGCAAAAGGCAAGGAAGGAAAUUUUACACCAAAGGGCUAACUCUGGCUUAUUCACAGUUAUUUUGUUUGUUUGUGAAUAAGCACAGUCCAUUUCAAAUAAAUCAAAAUUAAAUCAGAUCUUUUCCAAAGCUCCAUGUCCAAAAAAGUAGCUUAAAAUGUAAAUAAAAACAAUGCAAAGAUUUGCAACUUCCAUAACUGUGAGUAUUUUACUCACAGUUAAACCAGAGAAAACCUAUUAACAGAUAUAAGUGUUUAAACUGAGCAUUUUCAGAAAAAAGUGUAGCUUGUUUUGAAUUUGGUGGCAGCAAUACGUAGCAAAAAGUUGGGCGGAGGCAACAAAAGACUGGAAAAUGAAGUCAUACUAAGAAACAGCUGGAGGAGCAUUUUGCUUCUAAGAGCAUCUUUGGGGGGCAGAGGUUGGAAUAAUUUCAGAAUAAUGUUCCUCAAUGUAAAAUUGUGAAAACUUUGUUCUCAUAAUAACAGCACAUGAAAUCAAAAGUUUCAGAGAAUCUGGAGAAAUCUCUGCUCAAGGGACAAGGCUGAAAAUCAGUAGAAGAUCUCUGUGAUCUUAGGGACCUCAGGCAGGACUGCAUUAGAAACAGGGAUGUUUCUGUCAUGGAAAUCACUGCAUGAGCUCAGACAUGUCCAAAAAUCACUGUCUGUGAACAUAGUUCAUCAUGGCAUCCAAUUAAUGCAGAUUACUUUAUUCAAAGAUGAAGCCACCCGUGAACAUGACUCAGAAACACGGUCUUCUUGGGGGCAAAGAUCCAAAAUAGACUGAGGCAAAGUGAAAAAACUGUUCUGCAGUCAGAUAAAUCAAAAUUUUAAUUUUUUUGUGGUGAACAUGGACUACCACAUCUGGACUGAAAAGAAAGGACCAUCCUACUUGUCAUCAGCACUCACUUCAAAGCCUGCAUCUCUGAUUGUAUCAUGAUACAUCAGUCUGCACAUCUGUAAAAGCACCAUAUGGUCACAUCCAGAUGACAUGUGUUGUUGGGAAGGCCUUGCAUAUUGACAAUCCUAAACUACAUACUGCAUCUAUUAUAACAUCUUUGUAAAAGAAGACUCUGGGUGCUGAACAUGCUGAUGAAACAAAACAUAUGACAAAGAAGACCCAGGACUGUAGAACAGCUCGAAUCACAUAUCAGACAAGAAGGGGGAAACAGCUGGUCUCCUCACUUCCCAGAUGUUUACAGACUAGUGCUGAAAGAAAGGGGGAUGCUACACCAUAAGGAACAUGGCCCUGUCCCAAUUUUUUGAGACAUGUUGCUGUCACCAAACUCAAAAUGAGCUAAUAUUUUAAUUUUCCCAGUUUAAACAUUUUUCUUUAAUGUUUCUAUUAUUGAUAAAAAAUGUUUGGAGUCUGCCAAGAGUGUGACUUUGGUCUGGAGACUGGUGAGGAUAACUUAAAAGACCAUUAGCCCUGAACCGAAGAACUGAAGGCAGCUCAGGCCAGGCUGAUCCAGCCCCCAGCCAUUGCUCUUCAUGAUUUAUCCUCAAACUCUGCUGGGAAUGUUUAACUAGUGUGAACACAGAAGAAACAGUUGGGCAAAGGUAUCUUCUUUUUGUUAGUUUCAUUACGUUAGGAUAUUCCAAUAAUUGUUAAUAUCCGAAAAUAUUAUUUCUCUGUCUUUUUGGUGAAGUUGACGUUGAUGCGUUCAUUAUUGUGAGGAUUCACUGCCAUCUAGUGGUCACUGUUUAGAACUACAGCAUUAAAUUUAUAUCAAAAGAUCGAAUUAUUAUUUCUCACUCGUGUUGUCACAGAGCUCAGUUAACACUUUUCUGCAAUCGGUUUUCACUGCAGGCUAACACGUAUCCCUCGUGUUAUCAUUUUUUGUGGGUUUGGUUGCACCGUGCGUCAGGGUGGCAGUGUGCAAGCAGCGCCUGUCUGCUCCACCACAGAUUGCAGCUGCACUGAAGCACUCUGCGGUCAAAUGAUCUAGAAACAAGAGCGUAUCUCAGACACAGCCGGUCUCUGUCUCUCUCCAGGAUUUCAGCUAUUUUUUUAAAAUCAUUUUCAGAAAAUACUGAAGCUUCACUACAGUUUCUCCAUCAGGAUGUCGUCAUCUGAAAGUGCUGCGUCACAUGAAGUAAGUGAAGCAUCAGCUCCCACAUCAGAGGCUGAACCUCUGAGGAUCGUUCUGCUUGGCCGGACCGGGACAGGCAGAAGCUCCUCUGGCAACACCAUCCUGGGAAGGUCUGCGUUCCUGGUGGACGUGUCCCCCUGCUCUGUAACCGCACAAUGCAAGAAACAGAGUGGCAUAGUGGGAAGGCGGAGUAUCUCUGUCAUCGACACUCCCGGGCUCUUCCACACACAUCUGUCUUCUCAGGAGGUUAUGGCAGAGGUGGGACAGUGUGUUGGUUUGUCUUCUCCGGGACCCCACGCCUUCUUGGUGACACUGCAGCUUGGCAGGUUCACGCAUGAAGAGAGGGAGGCCUUUGAGUGGAUCAAGGCUAGGUUUGGGCCUGGAGUAAUGAGGUUUACGAUGGUGCUGUUCACCUGUGGUGACCAGCUGAAGGGGAAACGCAUCGAGGAAUUUCUAGAGGGGAGCCAGGAGCUGUCUGAGUUUGUCGGCAGCUGCCAUGGAGGGUAUCACGUCUUUGAUAACAGCAGUCAGGAGGAGACAGAUGAAUGCUCACAACAAGUGGUGCAACUUUUGGAGAAGGUGGACCAAAUCGUGGCUAAGAAUGGAGGCGGUUGCUACGGCGAUGAGAUGCUGAAGGAGGCUGAAGGUGCCAUAAGGGAGGCACAUGAGAGGAUUCUGGGUGAAGCUGGGCACGUGGUGGAGUCUAUUCAGACAGAGGCUGAGGUCACAGAGGGGCGGCUGCCAAGACUGGAGAAGAAAUGGGAGGAUGAGGAGAGGAGAAGGGAGGAAGAGGAGGCCCGGAAGAGAGCGGAGAGGCUUUUCUGGUGCGAGCUGGUGACUGCCCUGGGGAAAGGUGCCGCGGAGGGGGCAGGGAUCAUGGGAAAGGACAAGGGGAAAGGGAAAGCUGUGAAGAAGGCGAAGGUGGUGGAGAAAGUGGCAGCUCUGGCUGCGUCUCCGCUCUCUGUCAGGUCGGCUGCGAAAGCAGUGGGAGGGGCCGUGAGAGAAGGAAGCAAGGUGCUAUACAAACACAGAAAAACUUUACUGCGCUGAAAGGUAAAUCAAAGAGACAGGACACAAUGAAGCCCGCGUGGUGAGGACAAGUCACUCGAUGUAAGGACAGCUGGACUUCUUUAGGUUUUGAAGACGUUUCGCUUCUCAUCCAAGAUGCUUCUCUAGAGAAGGGGACAGCCCCCCUACUAGGGGUUUAUAACCCAAGACCAUCCACCAGGUGCUCUAGGAAUGAAAAAGCCUCCUGGAUGAGCGGCGAAACAUCUACAUAGACCUAAAAAAGCCCAGCUGCCAUUUUCUUAAGCUCCCAAGACCACAAUGACCUGGAUGAAUGAGAACCUACAAAGAUGUAUCACUUAACUAUGAUUGUAUUUCCAUUGUUCAACACCACAGUCGCACCACACAUUCGCACUCUUAGACUAUACUGUGAAAUAAGAACUCAUGGCACAAUAAAGUCACACAAAAAAAGUGUCCAGUUCAUCUUAUUAUGACUUCACACAUUUGUAUUUGUCAAAAAUAGGUUAGUUCGCUACACAGAUACAAUACAUUAAAAAACAAUUUUCCCAUCAUUUCCACCCCCGACACAAUGGCGCGAUUUGGUUAAGGUAACAACACAGGAAGAUUGAAAAAAAGAAGGAGAACUGUUUAAAACAUUGCAGCAGUUACCUUAUCCGUCUUUGGCUUCAUAUAACAAGUGACAACAUAUUUUAGCCCUUUAUUCUCCUCUGUACAAAUGCACUGACACACAAAAGAUGACGAAGGAAUACAUCAAAUUGCAGCUGGCAGUGAGGAAAGGAAAUGGUUUGCAUACAACGCAGUGACCUAUUCAAGGAGUGUCUAACAGCACAGAGUGAAAGAGGACAAUACGCCGUGAAAAGAUCGGGACGCACAAAUGUAGAAACACUACCAUAUUUUUAAAGACUUUGUGAAAUGUGAAGGACUUAUAUUGAAUGGGAACUAUGUGUAGUCCACCUGAGUGCUGUACAAAAAAAAUUGCAGCUACAUUUUUGUGCUCAAAAUACUCUUGAGUGUUCCGGAUGUAAAUGCAAGCACCUCCAGAGUCACAGUCACCCUCAGCUUCCAAAAAAACAAAAAAACUCCCACAAGCGUGCACAAAUACUGUUUCUGUACUGCUGUUGCUCACUUGCCUUGUGCAUAUUAGGGACACACUUCCAGUGUCGCACCUGCAUCUUAUGGACUAAUAAAAAAACCAUGUAAACUCCUGCAAACAUACAGACUUACACCCAAAGAACCGAUCAGACAAAAAAAAAAA